This is a messenger RNA of Musa acuminata subsp. malaccensis (wild Malaysian banana), 1330 nucleotides long. Lineage: Eukaryota; Viridiplantae; Streptophyta; Magnoliopsida; Zingiberales; Musaceae. The record is from RefSeq and is a predicted model, not a curated record.
CAUCUGAUCUCAUCAUCUUCUUCCAUGGAGAGGGUCAUCCUUUGUGCCUUCUCAUUGGUCUUCCUCAUGAUGGGGACUACGAUUACUGGUAGUGAUACUGGCAAGCAGGAGGAAUACCGAGCUCGUAAGCUGUUCGUCUUCGGCGACUCAUACGCCGACACAGGAAACCUGGGGAAGAAGCUGGGGAGGAACAUCGCGCGUUCCUGGUUUGAGCCUUACGGCAUGACCUUUCCCAAGAAGCCCGCCGGCCGGUUCUCCGACGGGAAGGUCCUCACCGACUACGUUGCUUCUCUUAUCAGAAUCAGUUCUCCCAUCCCCUAUAAGAUCAGAAGAGUCGGUGACAAGCUGAUGCUGCUACAAAAUGGCAUGAACUUUGCCGUCUCCGGCUCUGGCAUCUUCGACACGGGGAACUUCCAGAGAAACCUAUCCGCUCAGAUCGAUGAGUUCCAGUCUCAGAUCGACGCUGGCGUCUUCUCAGAACAUGACAUCAAGUUUUCUGUUGCGUUGAUCGUUGCGUCCGGGAAUGACUACAUGCACUUCUCUCAACUCGAUCCGAACUAUUUGCUGGUGAGUAUCCGAGAAGGAAACAUGACGAGGUUUCCAUACGAAAGAAAGAACGACAACCAUGACGACGUUCUUCCCAUGCUUUUGCAGCAUCUCUAUCGGUUCAUGGAUCGUCUGUUCGCGCAGCUGAAGGCAGACCUUAAGCGCUUUGAUCGCAUCGGGGUUCCGAAAGUGGUCGUCACCAACCUGCACCCGAUCCAAUGCAUCCCGUACUACACCCGGCAGACGAACUACACGAUUUGUCCCGCGAACAUAUCGGCGGCAGUGGCAGACCAUAACCGCAGGGUUGAUCGACUGGUGGAGGAAUUGGAUGGAGGUAGUAAUACAACAACCUUCCUGUCUCUUGACGUGAACACGGCCUUCUCAAACGUACUCCGUCAAGUGAAUGGAGCAGAGACGAUCAAGUACUUGUUGGUGCCAUGUUGCGAGAGUAGCUCCGGCACAGCAGCCUGCAGUCAGGUAGAUGCCCAGGGGAACAAGUUGUAUAGGGUGUGCCGCCACCCGGAGGAACACUUCUACUGGGACUCAGCACACCCGACUCAGGCCGGAUGGGCUGCAGCCUUCCAGUACCUCGAGCCCUCGCUACGCAGCUUCCUCCUCCCCUGUCCUGUUUGAGAUCUCAUGUUGCAGAGAUCAGCUUCCAUUGUUUCCAUUUUCUCGUCUCUUGUCAGGACGCUCGCUUGUCAGUGGAGGUCAACUCUCAGUCAUCGAUCGCAGGUCUAAUUAGCCUAUCGUUAAUUUGAUUAAGGAGAAAGACUAUUUGCGU